GUCCAUUCACUUGUUGUGAUUGCACCACUAUGGCUUCACAAAAGCCAGUGCCCAAAAAAGAAGGAAAGCCAGCCCCAGUUGCAAAAGAAGAACCAGCUCCUGAAGCAGCAGAACCAGCGUCAACAGCCGAUCCUAAACCAACAGCGCCAGCACUGGAAAAGGCUGCAUCUGCCCCAAAUACAACAACAGAGUUCAGUGCUGAACAGCUUGAAGAGUUCAAAGAAGCUUUCCUGUUGUUUGCCAGGACUCCCUCGGGGGAGAUGAAGAUUUCACUAGCUCAGUGUGGAGAUGUGAUGAGAGCUUUGGGUCAGAACCCAACCAAUGCUGAAGUUUUGAAUGUUCUUGGGAAACCAAUGCCUGAAGAGAUGGAAUCCAAACUGAUCGACUUUGAGACUUUCCUGCCUAUGUUUCAACAAGUUUCAAAGUCUACUGAAAGGGGCACAUUUGAAGAUUUUGUGGAAGGCCUUAGGGUCUUUGACAAAGAAGGGAAUGGAACAGUCAUGGGGGCUGAACUCCGCCAUGUGCUCGCUACUUUGGGUGAGAGAUUGUCUGAGGGUGAAGUGGAUCGGUUGCUGGCAGGGCAAGAAGACACAAAUGGUUGUAUUAACUAUGAAGCUUUUAUAAAACAUGUCAUGACUGGCUGAGGGAACUCUUCUGGUACAGUAGCAGCCUCCCAUGCACGUCAGCGGUGGUUAGCUGAAGGUCAAGUGUGAGAAUUGUCAUCUCAUCAGUGAUU
This is a messenger RNA of Sinocyclocheilus grahami, 736 nucleotides long. Its product is annotated as myosin light chain 3, skeletal muscle isoform-like. Bases 30 to 644 code for a protein of 204 amino acids. The record is from RefSeq and is a predicted model, not a curated record. The transcript is spliced from 7 exons. Gene Ontology annotation, cellular component: myosin II complex. Lineage: Eukaryota; Metazoa; Chordata; Actinopteri; Cypriniformes; Cyprinidae. Gene Ontology annotation, molecular function: calcium ion binding.